Molecule: messenger RNA, 705 nt
Organism: Psammomys obesus (fat sand rat)
Lineage: Eukaryota; Metazoa; Chordata; Mammalia; Rodentia; Muridae
Gene: Paip2b
Product: poly(A) binding protein interacting protein 2B
Exons: 5
Coding region: 124-534 (136 amino acids)
Biological process (GO): negative regulation of translational initiation
Cellular component (GO): cytoplasm
Molecular function (GO): mRNA regulatory element binding translation repressor activity
Source: RefSeq, a predicted model, not a curated record
UACCCCGAGCGUUUGUGCGCCGCGGCUCGCGCUCUGAGGGGCGGCGCUGCGCUGUGGUGCGGACCUCGGGGCGGCGUUGUCCGCGCGGCCAGGCACCUGGAAGGCUGAAGGCGAGAGGGGCAGAUGACGACGCUGAACACAGGUUCUUCAAGAAUCUCCAUAAUGAAUGGAUCCAGUACAGCAAGCACGUCACCCAAUGUGAAAUGCAAAGAGGACCAAGGGUUAAAUGGACAUGAGGAAAAGGAAAACCCAUUUGCAGAAUACAUGUGGAUGGAGAAUGAAGAGGAUUUCAAUAGACAGGUAGAAGAAGAGCUGCAGGAGCAAGACUUCUUGGACCGCUGCUUCCAGGAGAUGCUAGAUGAAGAAGACCAGGACUGGUUCAUUCCAGCACGAGACCUCCCUCAGGCUGUGGGACAUUUACAGCAGCAGUUAAAUGGACUGUCAGUCAGCGACACUCAUGAAUCUGAAGACAUUUUGAGCAAAAGUAACCUGAAUCCAGAUGCCAAGGAGUUUAUUCCAGGAGUGAAGUACUGAGCUGUUGGAAGCUUCCAGAAGGACUUGUCUUGUCCCCAUACCUGGGGCCAGCAAUGCGCAAAAAGGCCAAGCUGAAGUGGGGGUGUGCAGCCAAGGCGGGUUGGGUCGGGAAGGUGGUUUAACUGGACACUGUGACUCUGAGCAACUAAUGUUUGAGGUACUACUCUCUAA